CCUCAAGAACACAUGAUUCAGACUCGCAAAGGAACGCUUCCUCUUCCUCUUCAAUUCUUAACGCAAAACCCAAAAUCUGCAAUUUUUUUGGAAGUUCUUAGAUUAUUAAUCAUAAAAGUUCAAUAAAAGUAAAAUAAACCACAGCAAGGGAGUAGAAAGAUGAGAUUUUUGUGGUUAAUUGUGGUGUUAUACACUGUAUGCAACCAUGUUUUAGCUGAUCAGAUCUUCCCUGGUCAUGUAGGUGCUACAUUUCGCAGUUCUCGUGAACCAAAAUAUCAGAUCGAAUUUCAUUCAGAAGACUCUCCUUUUCUUCCUGAUGAUGACCAGGAGUCAAUAGUUAUACCCAACAAAAAUGGUGAGAAUUAUUUAUGCUUCUUGCCUAAGGUGGAGAAAGCCAAGAGUGAAAAACCAAUUACUCAGCUAAAUAUAAGCAGCAUGAUUGUGGAAACUGAGGAACGGGUUAAAUUGAAGACACCAGAUGAGUUGCUUGAAGUACUGAAAGGCUCAUGCUUUGUCAGACAAGAGGGUUGGUGGUCUUAUGAGUUAUGCUAUCAGAAUAAAAUAAGGCAAUUCCAUGUGGAGGAUGAAAAGGAAAAGGUUGUCCAAGAAUUUAUCUUGGGUGUGUAUGAUGAAGAAGCCACGGCUGCAUUCAACCAGAAUCUUUCUGACAUUUCUACACUGAAGGAUCAUCAUUCAAAAGAUGCAUCUCAAAGGUAUCAUGCUCAUCAGUAUACAAAUGGAACCAUAUGUGAUCUUACAAAUGAGCCACGAGAAACUGAGGUGAGAUUCGUAUGCUCAGAGCCCAGAGCUAUGAUUAGUUCUAUCAUUGAGCUAUCCACGUGCAAGUAUGCUCUUACAGUACAGUCUCCAAUGCUUUGCAAGCACCCAUUGUUUCAAGAAGAGAGACCAGUGUGGCACACCAUUAAUUGCAACCUUCUUCCAAAGGAUUACAAACAAGCUAAGCCAGAUGAAGUCGAAACCCGAAGAUGAACAGAUUUUUAUGGUGUCUGACAUUGAAUCAUCUAGUUAUGAUUCAGAUGAAUAAGCGACGCACAGGGACCUUUGUCAAUAUGGAUCAAAUUGAACGAGCUAACAAAUUGUGUUCUUCGUGUUUUAUAUAGCUCUCUCUUCGCAAGUGCAACAAAUGGUCAAUCACUGUCAUGCCAUUGACAUCAAACAGUCUUAAGACAGUUUUAAUGGAACUUUGGAUAACUCCAGGUUGAUGAAACUGAUCAGAAAAUACAUGUAAAUUUUACGGAACAAGACAUUCCUUGAUGCUCCAAAAUUUCUUCCAUUUCUUUCCA
This is a messenger RNA of Populus euphratica (Euphrates poplar), 1304 nucleotides long. RefSeq names its product protein OS-9 homolog. Gene Ontology annotation, biological process: ERAD pathway; endoplasmic reticulum unfolded protein response; retrograde protein transport, ER to cytosol. Bases 160 to 990 code for a protein of 276 amino acids. Gene Ontology annotation, cellular component: endoplasmic reticulum lumen. The record is from RefSeq and is a predicted model, not a curated record. The transcript is spliced from 8 exons. Lineage: Eukaryota; Viridiplantae; Streptophyta; Magnoliopsida; Malpighiales; Salicaceae.